This is a messenger RNA of Diceros bicornis minor, 19855 nucleotides long. It is a transcript of the gene AHNAK2, whose product is annotated as AHNAK nucleoprotein 2. The coding region runs from base 1 to 18594 and encodes 6197 amino acids. Gene Ontology annotation, biological process: regulation of RNA splicing. The transcript is spliced from 8 exons. Gene Ontology annotation, molecular function: protein binding. Lineage: Eukaryota; Metazoa; Chordata; Mammalia; Perissodactyla; Rhinocerotidae. Gene Ontology annotation, cellular component: costamere; cytoplasm; nucleus. The record is from RefSeq and is a predicted model, not a curated record.
AUGUGCGACUGCUUCCACAUGGUGCUGCCCACCUGGCCCGGAGCCCCCGGCAGCGUGUCUGGCCGGCAGCUGCAGCCCGGGGAGCCAGAUGCAGAGACCGAGGAGGACCACUCUGUGACUGAAGGGCCUGUGGACGAGACCGUUCGGCCACGGCCACAGGGGUCCUCACCUGUCUACGAAUACGCCACUGAGGGUACUGGCUUCGGACCCCUGGAAGACACGCCGAGCAGGCAAGCCUCCUCAGGGAGGCGGAGAUCCUGGUGGAAGCGAGAUUCAGGGGACUCACGGACAUUUUCCAGGAUGAGCCAUCCAGAGUCCAUGCAGGAGGCGACAGAAGUGACACUGAAGACCGAGGUGGAGGCUGGAGCCAGUGGCUACAGCGUCACCGGCGGUGGGGACCAGGGGAUCUUUGUCAAGCAAGUGCUAAAGGAUUCCUCGGCUGCCAAGCUCUUCAGCCUGAGAGAAGGGGACCAGCUGCUCAGCGCAACCAUAUUCUUUGACGACAUUAAAUAUGAAGAUGCUCUCAAAAUCCUCCAGUACUCAGAGCCGUACAAGGUUCAGUUCAAAAUCAGACGGAAACUUCCUGCCAGAGAGGACGAGGCGUGGGCUUCUGGCGGUUUGCAGCGCGGCCCGCAGGGCAGUGAGAAGCAGGACGAGGAUGUCACUGAUGGGUCCACAGAGACCCCCACGAAGACGCUGGAAGGAGGUGGAGACCAAGAGAGACUCAUCUCAAAGCCCAGGGAGGGCAGAGGCAGGCGGCCCCAGAAGGAGCGGCUCUCCUGGCCCAAAUUCCAAACAAUAAAGAGCAAGCGUGGCCCAGGACCCCGAAGGUCACACAGCUCCUCUGAGGCCUAUGAGCGGGGGGAUGUGCCUGAUGUGUCCCCCACGAGCACAGACACAGAGGCCCAGCUCCCAGCAGAGGAGCAGGAACAGAAGGCAGGGCCAGGUAGCCAGCGGAGGAGGAGGUUCCUGAACCUGAGAUUCAGGGUGGGCUCAGGGAAGGGCCCGUCACCAGUGGGGCGACCGGGCAGAGGGGCCCGGGGUGAAGCAGUCCAGACUGGGGUCCUGGAGGAGACAAGACCUGGGGAUGACAGACGAGAGGACAUGGAGGCCGCUGCACACGUCAGGAGAGAGGACAGGACAGAAGAGGUAAAAGAGGGGGUUCCUGCUCUGAGCCCACAGUGGCCCACAGAGCCUGGCCGCCCCAGAGAGGGAGCCGUGGGGGAAGGGACGAGCAUGGCACCCAGACACCCAAGGAAAACGAAGGAGGCACAGGUCCAGGAAGAGACAGUGCCUCAAGGGAAACUCGAGGCGGGUCCAGCCCUAGGACAGAAUGGGGAGGCCCAGAGAGAAGGAGUACAGGGGCUGGAAAUUGGCAUUGCCAGGUUGUCUCUGAAAGACGUCGCAGAGGAAGACCAGACACAGAGCCGCCAACCAGAAUUCCACGUCCGAAUACCCAGUUUAAAGACACCCAAGUUUGGAUUUUCCAAAGAAAAAGCGCUAGGGACAGAAGAAAGCACAAUCACCAUCCAGACAGGGCCCACGGAGCAGGAGGACACCCAGGGGGCCAGGCCAACCCCAGUGCCCCUGCCAGAACAGGAGAAACAAAAAGCAGAGGGGGACGCCGCUGGGCAGAGAGAAGAAGACACCAAGAGUGGGGACAAGGCUAUGGAGGGAAAGAUGAAAAUGUUGAAAUUCAAAAUGCCCUCCUUCGGGUGGUCACCAGUGAAGCAGCCAAGGUCAGAGGCAGUGAAACCACCACAGGGAGCAGAGGAGGAAAAAGGAACUGGCAUCACACUCAUGAAUGUGCGGACAGACGUGGGAGGCAUAGAUAUGCAAGGAGAAGACAGAGAGAAACACAGGGCAGAGACACACCCACCAGAAAUAAAAGGAGACAGUGAAGAGAGGAGGAGGAUGGAAGGCAUCGAAUCCCAGGGAGACAAGGCGGUGGCCGCCAGAGACAGGAAGUUCAAAAUGCCCAAGUUCAAGAUGCCGUCCUUCAGCGUCUCGGCACCAAGCAAGUCCGCUGAGGCCACGGUGGACGUGUCCCUGCCCAAGGUACAGGCCGACAUCAAGACCGGAGACCUCGGCACACAGCUCCCAUCAGCCGAGUUGGAGGUCAAGACAGCUGAGGUGGGCGUGAAGCUCCCAGAGGGCAAAGUGCCUGAGGGACAGCUCCAGGAACCCACCGCUGGAGCCGGACUCAAAGGGCACCAGCCCAAGGUGCAGAUCCCCAGCAUCAAGAAGCCCAAGGGGGACAUCAAGGCCCCCGAGGUGGACAUCAAGGGCCCCAGCGUGGACCUGAAAGGCCUCCAGGGGAAGGUGAGUGCCCCCGGUGUGGAGGUGUCUCUGCCCAGCGUGGAGGUGGACGCCCAGGUGCCGGAUGCUAAGCUGGAGGGCGACGUGUCCCUGGGAGACAAGGAGGUGGCCGCCAGAGACAGCAAGUUCAAAAUGCCCAAGUUCAAGAUGCCGUCCUUCAGCAUCUCGGCACCAAGCAAGUCCGCUGAGGCCAUGGUGGACGUGUCCCUGCCCAAGGUACAGGCCGACAUCAAGACCGGAGACCUCGGCACACAGCUCCCAUCAGCCGAGUUGGAGGUCAAGACAGCUGAGGUGGGCGUGAAGCUCCCGGAGGGCAAAGUGCCUGAGGGACAGCUCCAGGAACCCACCGCUGGAGCCGGACUCAAAGGGCACCAGCCCAAGGUGCAGAUCCCCAGCAUCAAGAAGCCCAAAGGGGACAUCAAGGCCCCCCAGGUGGACAUCAAGGGCCCCAGCGUGGACCUGAAAGGCCUCCAGGGGAAGGUGAGCGCCCCCGGUGUGGAGGUGUCUCUGCCCAGCAUGGAGGUGGACGCCCAGGUGCCAGACGCUAAGCUGGAGGGUGACGUGUCCCUGGGAGACAAGGAGGUGGCCGCCAGAGACAGCAAGUUCAAAAUGCCCAAGUUCAAGAUGCCGUCCUUUGGCCUGUCAGCACCAAGCAAGUCCGUCGAGACCUCGGCAGACAGGUCCCAGCCAGAGGUACAGGCCGACAUAUCCCGGCCCUCCAUUGAGGUGGACGUCAAGACCAGAGACCUCAGCAUUGAGCUCCCAUUGGCCGAGCUGAAGGUGAAGACAGUCCAGGUGGGCGGGAAGCUCCCAGAGGGCCAAGUCCCUGAGGGAGAGCUCCCAGAACCCACCACAGGAACCGGACUCAAAGGGCACCUGCCCAAGGUGCAGAUGCCCAGCAUUCAGUUGCCCAAGGUGGACAUCAAGGCCCCCGAGGUGGACGUGAAAGGUGCCAAACUGGACCUGAAGGGCGCCAAAGCAGAGGUGACAGCAUCCGGCGUGGAGGUGUCUCUGUCCAGCGUGGAGGUGGAUGCCAAGGUGCCCGAUGCCAAGCUCGAGGGCAGCGUCACCCCGGGAGACAAGGAGGUGGCCGCCAGAGACAGCAAGUUCACAAUGCCCAAAUUCAAGAUGCCGUCCUUUGGCCUGUCAGCACCAAGCAAGUCUGUCGAGACCUCGGCAGACGUGUCCCUGCCAGAGGCACAGGCCGACAUAUCCCGGCCCUCCAUUGAGGCGGACGUCAAGGCCGGAGACCUCAACAUUGAGCUCCCAUUGGCCGAUCUGAAGGUCAAGACAGCCCAGGUGGGCGGGAAGCUCCCAGAGGGCCAAGUGACCGAGGGAGAGCUCCCGGAACCCGCCACAGGAACCGGACUCAAAGGGCACCUGCCCAAGGUGCAGAUGCCCAGCAUCCAGAUGCCCAAGGUGGACAUCAAGGCCCCCGAGGUGGACGUGAAGAGUGCCAAACUGGACCUGAAGGGCGCCAAGGCGGCGGUGACCGCCCCCAGCGUGGAGGUGUCUCUGCGCAGCGUGGAGGUGGAUGCCAAGAUGCUGGGCCCCAAGCUGGAGGGCGACGUGACCCUGGGGGACAAGGAGGUGGCCGCCAGAGACAGCAAGCUCAGAAUGCCCAAGUUUAAGAUGCCGUCCUUUGGCGUGUCGGCACCAGGGAAGUCCGUCGAGGCCUUGGCGGAUGUGUCCCUGCCCAAGGUACAGGCUGACGUGACCCUGCCCUCUGUGGGAGGAGAGAUCACAGCCCCAGAGGGCAGCGUCCAGCUAUCAUCUGCUGACAUCCACCUGCCAGGGGCAGAGCUGGAGGUGGCCCUGCCUGAGGGAGAGGUGACAGUGGCCGAGCUGAAGGGGAAAGCAGAAGGGGCCAGGAUCGAGGGCCACCUGCCGAAAGUGCAGAUGCCCAGCGUCAAGAUGCCCAAGGUGGACAUCAAGGCCCCCCAGGUGGACAUCAAGGGCCCCAGCAUGGACCUGAAAGGCCUCCAAGGGGAGGUAAGCGCCUCCGGCGUGGAGGUGUCUCUGCCCAGCGUCGAGGUGGACGCCGAGAUGCCAGGCGCCAAGCUGGAGGGCGACGUGUCCCUGGGAGACAAGGAGGUGGCUGCCAGAGACAGCAAGUUCAAAAUGCCGAAGUUCAAGAUGCCGUCUUUCGGCCAGUCGGCACCAAGCAAGUCUGUCGAGACCUCGGCGGAUAUGUCCCUGCCAGAGGUCCAGGCCGACAUAUCUCGGCCCUCCAUUGAGGCGGACGUCAAGACCGGAGACCUCAGCGUUGAGCUCCCAUUGGCUGAACUGAAGGUCAAGACAGCCCAGGUGGGCGGGAAGCUCCCAGAGGGCCAAGUGACCGAGGGAGAGCCUCCGGAACCCGCUGCAGGAACCGGACUCAAAGGGCACCUGCCCAAGGUGCAGAUGCCCAGCAUCCAGAUGCCCAAGGUGGACAUCAUGGCCCCCGAGGUGGACGUGAAGGGCGCCAAACUGGACCUGAAGGGCGCCAAGGCGGAGGUGACCGCCCCCAGCGUGGAGGUGUCUCUGCGCAGCGUGGAGGUGGAUGCCAAGAUCCUGGGUGCCAAGCUGGAGGGUGAUGUGACCCUGGGGGACAAGGAGGUGGCCGCCAGAGACAGCAAGCUCAGAAUGCCCAAGUUCAAGAUGCCGUCCUUCGGCGUGUUGGCGCCAGGCAAGUCCGUCGAUGCCUUGGCGGACGUGUCCCUGCCCAAGGUACAGGCUGACGUCAAGACCAGAGACCUCAGCGUUGAGCUGCCAUUGGCCGAGCUGGAGGUCAAGACAGCCCAGGUGGACGUGGAGCUCCCGGAGGGCCAAGUGCCCAAGCGAGAGCUCCCAGAACCCGCUGCAGCCAGACUCAAAGGCCACCUCACUAAGGUGCAGAUGCCCAGCAUCCAGAUGCCCAAGGUGGACAUCAAGGCCCCCGAGGUGGACAUCCAGGUCGCCAAACUGGACCUGGAGGGCACCAAAGCAGAGGUGACGGCCCCCGGCGUGGGGGUGCCUCUGUCCAGCAUGGAGGUGGAUGCCAAGGUGCCCGGUGCCAAGCUCGAGGGCAGCGUCCCCCCGGGAGACAAGGAGGUGGCCGCCAGAGACAGCAAGUUCAAAAUGCCCAAGUUCAAGAUGCCGUCCUUCAGCGUGUCGGCCCCACGCAAGGAUCUGGGAACAUCUGUGGACGUGCCUGUGCCCAAGGUCGGAGGGGAGGCGACCCUGCACUCCGUAGGAGGAAAGAUCACAGCCCCGGAGGGCAGCGUCCAGCUGUCAUCUGCUGACAUCCACCUGCCAGGGGCAGAGCUGGAGGUGGCCCUGCCUGAGGGAGAGGUGACAGUGGCCGAGCUGAAGGGGAAAGCAGAAGGGGCCAGGAUCGAGGGCCACCUGCCAAAGGUGCAGAUGCCCAGGGUCACGAUGCCCAAGGUGGACGUCAAGGCCCCCCAGGUGGACGUCAAGGGCCCCAGCGUGGACCUGAAAAGCCUCCAGGGGGAGGUAAGCGCCCCCGGUGUGGAGGUGUCUCUGCCCAGUGUUGAGGUGGACGCCGAGGUGCCAGGCGCCAAGCUGGAGGGCGACGUGUCCCUGGGAGACAAGGAGGUGGCUGCCAGAGACAGCAAGUUCAAAAUUCCGAAGUUCAAGAUGCCGUCCUUCGGCCUGUCGGCACCAAGCAAGUCCGUCGAGGCCUCGGUGGAUGUGUCCCUGGCAAAGGUGCAGGCCGACAUAUCCCGGCCCUCCAUUGAGGCGGACGUCAAGACCGGAGACCUCAGCGUUGAGCUCCCAUCGGCCGAGCUGGAGGUGAAGACAGCCCAGGUUGGCGGGAAGCUCCCGGAGGGCCAAGUGACUGAGGGAGAGCUCCCGGAACGCGCCGCAGCCGGACUCAAAGGCCACCUGCCCAAGGUGCCUAUGCCCAGCAUCAAGAUGCCCAAGGUGGACAUCAAGGCCCCCGAGGUGGACAUCAAGGGUGCCAAACAGGACCUGAAGGACGCCAAAGUGGAAGUGACAGCCCCUGGCGUGGAGGUGUCUGUGCCCAGCUUAGAGGUGGACACGCAGGUGCCGGGCACUGAGCUUGAGGGCGACGUUUCCCUGGGAGACAAGGAGGUAGCCGCCAGAGACAGCAAGUUCAAAAUGCCCAAGUUCAAGAUGCCGUCCUUCGGCGUGUCUGCCCCACGCAAGCAUCUGGGAACAUCCGUGGACAUGCCCAUGCCCAAGGGCGGAGGGGAGGUGACCCUGCCCACUGUGGAUGGAGAUAUCACAGCCCCGGAGGGGAGCGUCCAGCUGCCAUCUGCUGAUAUCCACCUCCCAGGGGGAGAGCUGGAGGUGGCCGUGCCCGAGGGAGAGGAGUCGGUGGCUGAGCUGAAGUGCAAAGCAGAAGGGGCCGGGAUCAAGGGCCACCUGCCAAAGGUGCAGAUGCCCAGCGUCAAGAUGCCCAAGGUGGACAUCAAGGCCCCCAAGGAGGACAUCAAGGGCCCCAGCGUGGACCUGAAAGGCCUCCAGGAGGAGGAGAGCGCCCCCGGCGUGGAGGUGUCUCUGCCCAGCAUGGAGGUGGAUGCCAAGAUGCUGGGCACCAAGCUGGAGGGCGACGUGACCCUGGGGGACAAGGAGGUGGCCGCUAGAGACAGCAAGCUCAGAAUGCCCAAGUUCAAGAUGCCGUCCUUUGGCGUGUCGGUGCCAGGCAAGUCCGUCGCGUCCUUGGCGGAUGUGUCCCUGCCCAAGGUACAGGCUGAUGUCAAGACUGGAGACCUCAGCGUUGAGUUGCCAUCGGCCGACCUGGAGGUCAAGACAGCCCAGGUGGGCGGGAAGCUCCCAGAGGGCCAAGUGACCGAGGGAGAGCUCCCAGAAGCUGCCGCAGGUGCCGGACUCAAAGGGCAAAUGCCCAAGGUGCCGAUGCCCAGCAUCCAGAUACCCAAGGUGGACAUCAAGGCCCCCGAGGUGGACGUCAAAGGCGCCAAACUUGACCUGGAGGGCGCCACGGCAGAGGUUUCUGCCCCCAGCGUGGAUGUGUCUCUGCACAGCAUGGCGUUGGAUGCCAAGAUGCUAGGCUCCAAGCUGGAGGGCGACGUGACCCUGGGGGACAAGGAGGUGGCCGCCACAGACAGCAAGUUCACAAUACCCAAGUUCAAGAUGCCGUCCUUCGGCCUGUUGGCACCAAGCAAGUCCGUCGAGGCCUUGGCAGACGUGUCCCUUGCAAAGGCGCAGGCCGACAUGUCCUGGCCCUCCAUCGAGGCGGACGUCAAGACCGGAGACCUCAGCGUUGAGCUCCCAUUAGCCGAGCUGGAGGUCAAGACAGCCCAGGUUGGCGGGAAGCUCCCGGAGGGCCAAGUGACCGAGGGAGAGCUCCCGGAACGCGCUGCAGCCGGACUCAAAGGCCACCUGCCCAAGGUGCAGAUGCCCAGCAUCAAGAUGCCCAAGGUGCACGUCAAGGCCCCUGAGGUGGACCUCAAGGUCGCCAAACUGGACCUGAAGGGCGCCAAGGCGGAGGUGACCGCCCCCAGCGUGGAGGUGUCUCUGCGUAGUGUGGAGGUGGAUGCCAAGAUGCUGGGCACCAAGCUGGAGGGCGACGUGACCCUGGGGGACAAGGAGGUGGCCGCCAGAGACAGCAAGCUCAGAAUGCCCAAGUUCAAGAUGCCGUCCUUCGGCGUGUCGGCGCCAGGCAAGUCCGUCGAGUCCUUGGCGGACGUGUCUCUGCCCAAGGUACAGGCCGACGUCAAAACCGGAGACCUCACCAUUGAGCUGCCAUCGGCCAAGCUGGAGGUCAAGACAGCCCAGGUUGGCGGGGAGCGCCCGGAGGGCCAAGUGACCGAGGGAGAGCUCCCGGAACGAGCCGCCGCCGGGCUCAAAGGCCACCUGCCCAAGGUGCAGAUGCCCCAUAUCACGAUGCCCAAGGUGGACAUCAAGGCCCCCGAGGUGGACAUCAAGGGCACCAAACUGGACCUGAAGGGCACCAAAGUGGAAGUGACAGUCCCUGGUGUAGAGGUGUCUGUGCCCAGCUUAGAGGUGGACACGCAGGUGCCAGGUGCCAAACUUGAGGGCGCCGUGUCCCUGGGAGACAAGGAGGUAGCUGCCAGAGACAGCAAGUUGAAAAUGCCCAAGUUCAAGAUAUCAUCCUUCGGCGUGUCUGCCCCACGCAAGCAUCUGGGAACAUCCGUAGACGUGCCCAUGCCCAAGGGUGGAUGGGAGGUGACCAUGCCUACUGUAGGUGGAGAGAUCACAGCCCCGGAGGGGAGCGUCAAGCUGCCAUCUGCUGAUAUCCACCUGCCAGGGGGUGAGCUGGAGGUGGCCGUGCCCGAGGAAGACGUGGCGGUGGCCAAACUGAAGGGCAAAGCAGAAGGGGCCAGGAUCAAGGGCCACCUGCCAAAGGUGCAGAUGCCCAGUGUGACGAUGCCCAAGGUGGACAUCAAGGCCCCCCAGAUGGACAUCAAGGGCCCCAGUGUGGACCUGAAAGGCCUCCAGGGGGAGGGGAGCGCCCCCGGUGUGGAGGUGUGUCCGCCCAGCGUGGAGGUGGACCUCCAGGUGCCGGGCGACAAGCUGGAGGGUGACGUGUCCCUGGGAGACAAGGAGGUGGCCGCCACAGACAAGAACUUCAAAAUGCCCAAGUCCAAGAUGCCGUCCUUCGGGCUGUCAGCGCCAAGCAAAUCCGGUGAGGCAUCAGCAGACGUGUCCCUGCCUUCCAUCCAGGCUGAUGUCAAGACCGGAGACCUCAGCGUUGAGCUCCCAUCUGCCGAGCUGGAGGUCAAGACAGCCCAGGUGGGCGUGGAGCUCCCGGAGGGCCAAAUGCCCGAGGGACAGCUCCAGGAACUCGGCACUGGAGCCGGAAUCAAAGGGCACCAGCCCAAGGUGCAGAUGCCCAGCAUCAAGAAGCCCAAGGGGGACAUCAAGGCCCCCCAGGUGGAUAUCAAGGGCACCAGCGUGGACCUGAAAGGCAUCCAGGCGAAGGUGAGCACCCCCGGUGUGGAGGUGUCUCUGCCCAGCGUGGAGGUGGACGCCCAGGUGCCGGGCGCCAAGCUGGAGGGCGACGCGUCCCUGGGAGACAAGGAGAUGGCUGCCACAGACAGCAAGUUCAAAAUGCCCAAGUUCGAGAUGCCAUCCUUUGGGCUGUCGGCACCAAGGAAGUCCGUCGAGACCUCGGCAGACGUGUCCCUUCCAAAGGUCCAGGCUGACGUGUCCCGGCCCUCCAUCGAGGCUGACGUCAAGACCGGAGACCUCAGCGUUGAGCUCCCAUUGGCCAAGCUGGACGUCAAGACAGCCCAGGUUGGCGGGAAGCUCCCAGAUGGCCAAGUGACGGAGGGAGAGCUCCCAGAACCCGCCACAGGAGCCGGACUCAAAGGGCACCUGCCCAAGGUGCAGAUGCCCAGCAUCAAGAUGCCCAAGGUGGACAUCAAGGCCCCCAAGGUGGACAUCAAGGUCCCCAAACUGGACCUGCAGGGCGCCAAGGUGGAGGUGACCGCCCCCAGCGUGGAGGUGUCUCUGCAGAGCGUGGAGGUGGAUGCCAAGAUGCUGGGCACCAAGCUGGAGGGCGACGUGACCCCGGGGGACAAGGAGGUGGCCGCCAGAGACAGCAAGCUCAGAAUGCCCAAGUUCAAGGUGCCGUCCUUCGGCGUGUCGGCGCCAGGCAAGUCUGUCGAGUCCUUGGCGGACGUGUCCCUGCCCAAGGUACAGGCUGACGUCAAGACUGGAGACCUCAGCGUUGAGCUGUCAUCGGCCGAGCUGGAGGUCAAGUCGGCCCAGGUGGGCGGGAAGCUCCCAGAGGGCCAACUGACCGAGGGAGAGCUCCCAGAACCUGCCGCAGGAGCUGGACUCAAACGGCAAAUGCCCAAGGUGCCGAUGCCCAGCAUCCAGAUGCCCAAGGUGGACAUAAAGGCCUCCGAGGUGGACGUCAAAGGCGCCAAACUUAACCUGGAGGGCGCCAAGGCAGAGGUGACCGCCCCCAGCGUGGAGGUGUCUCCACACAGCAUGGAGGUGGAUGCCAAGAUGCUAGGCUCCAAGCUGGAGGGCGACGUGACCCUGGGGGACAAGGAGGUGGCCACCAGAGACAGCAAGUUCAAAAUGCCCAAGUUCAAGAUGCCGUCCUUCAGCGUGUCGGCCCCACGCAAGGAUCUGGGAAUAUCCGUGGACGUGCCCAUGCCCAAGGUCGGAGGGGAGGUGACCCUGCCCUCUGUGGGAGGAGAGAUCACAGCCCCGGAGGGCAGCGUCCAGCUGUCAUCUGCUGAUAUCCACCUGCCAGGGGCAGAGCUGGAGGUGGCCCUGCCCGAGGGAGAGGUGGCAGUGGCCGAGCUGAAGGGCAAAGCAGAAGGGGUCUGGAUCGAGGGCCACCAGCCAAAGGUGCAAAUGCCCAGCAUCAAGACGCCCAAGGUGGACAUCAAGGCCCCCCAGUUGGACAUCAAGGGCCCCAGCGUGGACCAGAAAGGCCUCCAGGGAGAGGUGAGCGCCCCCGGCGUGGCGAUGUCUCUGCCCAGUGUGGAGGUGGACGCUCAGGUGCCAGGCGCCAAGCUGGAGGGGGACCCGUCCCUGGGAGACAAGGAUGUGGCUGCCAGAGACAGCAAUUUCAAAAUGCCCAUGUUCACGAUGCCAUCCUUCGGCCUGUCGGCACCAAGCAAGUCCGUCGAGGCCUCGGAGGACGUUUCCCUGGCAAAGGUCCAGGCCGACAUGUCCCUGCCCUCAAUCCAGUCCGACGUCAAGACCGCAGACCUCAUCCUUGAGCUCCCAUCGGCCAAGCUGGAGGUCACAACAGCCCAGGGGGGCGGGAAGCUCCCAGAGGGCCAAGUGACCGAGGGAGAGCUCCCGGAAGGUACUGCAGCCGGACUCAAAGGGCACCUGCCCAAGAUGCAGAUGCCCAGCAUCCAGAUGCCCAUGGUGGACAUCAAGGCCCCCGAGGUGGACGUCAAGGGAGCCAAACUGGACCUGAAGGGCGCCAAAGCGGAGGUGAGCACCCCCGAGGUGGAGGUUUCUCUGCCCAGCGUGGACGUGGAUGCCAAGGUGCCGGGCGCUAAGCUCGAAGGCGACGACACCCCUGGAGAAAAGGAGGUGGCCGCCAGAGACAGCAAAUUCAAAAUGCCCAAGUUCAAGAUGCCCUCCUUCGGCGUGUCUGCCCCACGGAAGGAUCUGGGAACAUCAGUGGACGUGGCCGUGUCCAAGGUCGGAGGGGAGGCUACCCUGCCCUACAUGGGAGGAGAGAUCACAGCCCCGGAGAGCAGCGUCCAGCUGUCAUCUGCUCAUAUCCACCUGCCAGGGACAGAACUUGAGGUGGCCCUGACCGAGGGGGAGGUGGCAGUGACCGAGCUGAAGGGGAAAGCAGAAGGGGCCAGGAUCAAGGGCCACCUGCCAAAGGUGCAGAUGCCCAGCAUCAAGAAGCCUAAGGUGGACAUCAAGGCCCCCCAGGUGGACAUCAAGGGCCCCAGCGUCGACCUGAAAGGCCUCCAGGGGAAGGUGAGCACCCCCGGUGUGGAGGUGUCUCUGCCCAGCGUGGAGGUGGAUGCCCAGGUGCCGGACACCAAACUGGAGGGCGAUGUGUCCCUGGGAGACAAGGAGGUGGCCGCCGCAGACAGCAAGUUCAAAAUGCCCAAGUUCAAGAUGCCGUCCUUUGGGCUGUCGGCACCAAGCAGGUCCAUCGAGACCUCGGCAGACGUGUCCCUGCCAAAGGUCCAGGCUUACAUGUCCCGGCCCUCCAUCGAAGCCGACGUCAAGACCGGAGACCUCAGUGUUGAGUUCCCAUCGGCCGAGCUGGAGGUCAAGACAGCCCAGGUUGGCGGGAAGCUCCCAGAGGGCCAAGUGACCGAGGGAGAGCUCCCGGAUCCAGCCGCUGGAGCCGGACUACAAGGGCACCUGCCCAAGGUGCAAAUGCCCAGCAUCAAGAUGCCCAAAGUGGACAUCAAGGCCCCCCAGGUGGACGUCAAGGGCGCCAAACUUGACCUGAAGGGCCCCAAAAUGGAAGUGACAGCCCCCGGUGUGGGGGUGUCUGUGCCCAGCUUAGAGGUGGACACGCAGUUGCCGGGCGCCAAGUUUGAGGGUGACAUGUCCCUGGGAGACAAGGAGGUAGCCGCAAGAGACAGCAAGUUCAAAAUGCCCAAGUUCAAGAUGCCGUCCUUCGGCGUGUCUGCCCCACGCAAGCAUCUGGGAACAUCCGUGGAUGUGCCCAUACCCAAGGUCGGAGAGGAGGGGACCCUGCCCUCUGUGGGUGGAGAGAUCACAGCCCCGGACGGGAUCGUCCAGGUGCCAUCUGCUGAUAUCCACCUGCCAGGGGCAGAGCUGGAGGUGGCCCUGCCCGAGGGAGAGGUGGCAGUGGCCGAGCUGAAGGGCAAAGCAGAAGGGGCCCGGAUCAAGGGCCACCUGCAAAAGGUGCAGAUGCCCAGCGUCAAGAUGCCCAAGGUGGACAUCAAGGCCCCCCCAGUGGACAUCAAAGGCCCCAGCGUGGACCUGAAAGGCCUCCAGGGGGAGGGGAGCGCCCCCUGUGUGCAGGUGUCUCUGCCCAGCGUGGAGGUGGACGCCCAGGUGCCGGGUGCCAAGCUGGAGGGCGACGUGUCCCUGGGAGACAAGGAGGUGGCCACCACAGACAGGAAGUUCAAAAUGCCCAAGUCCAAGAUGCCGUCCUUGGGGCUGUCGGCACCAAGCAAAUCAGUCGAGGCAUCAGCAGACGUGUCCCUGCCAAAGGUACAGGCUGACGUGUCCCUGCCCUCCAUCCAGGCUGACGUCAAGACCGGAGACCUCAGCGUUGAGCUCCCAUCUGCCGAGCUGGAGGUCAAGACAGCCCAGGUGGGCGUGGAGCUCCCGGAGGGCCAAGUCCCUGAGGGAGAGCUCCAGGAACUCACCACUGGAGCCGGACUCAAAGGGCACCAGCCCAAGGUGCAGAUGCCCAGCAUCAAGAAGCCCAAGGGGGACAUCAAGGCCCCCCAGGUGGACAUCAAGGGCGCCAGCGUGGACCUGAAAGGCCUCCAGGCGAAGAUGAGCGCCCCCGGUGUGGAGGUGUCUCUGCCCAGCGUGGAGGUGGACGCCCAGGUGCCGGGCGCCGAGCUGGAGGGCGACGCGUCCCUGGGAGACAAGGAGAUGGCCGGCACAGACAGCAAGUUCAAAAUGCCCAAGUUCAAGAUGCCGUCCUUUGGGCUGUCGGCACCAAGCAAGUCCGUCAAGACCUCGGCAGAUGUGUCCCUUCCAAAGGUCCAGGCUGACGUGUCCCUGUCCUCCAUCCAGGCUGACGUCAAGACCGGAGACCUCAGCGUUGAGCUCCCAUCUGCCGAGCUGGAGGUCAAGACAGCCCAGGUGGGCGUGGAGCUCCCAGAGGGCCAAGUCCCUGAGGGAGAGCUCCAGGAACUCGCCACUGGAGCCGGAAUCAAAGGGCACCAGCCCAAGGUGCAGAUGCCCAGCAUCAAGAAGCCCAAGGGGGACAUCAAGGCCCCCCAGGUGGACAUCAAGGGCGCCAGCGUGGACCUGAAAGGCCUCCAGGCGAAGGUGAGCGCCCCCGGUGUGGAGGUGUCUCUGCCCAGCGUGGAGGUGGAUGCCCAGGUGCCGGGCGCCAAACUGGAGGGCGACGUGUCCCUGGGAGACAAGCAGGUGGCCGCAGACAGCAAGUUCAAAAUGCCCAAGUUCAAGAUGCCGUCCUUUGGGCUCUCGGCACCAAGCAAGUCCGUUGAGACCUCCGCAGACGUGUCUCUGCCAAAGGUCCAGGCUGACGUGUCCCGGCCCUCUAUCGAAGCCGACGUCAAGACUGGAGACCUCAGUGUUGAGCUCCCAUCGGCCGAGCUGGAGGUCAAGACAGCCCAGGUGGGCCGGAAGCUCCCGGAGGGCCAAGUGCCUGAGGGAGAGCUCCCGGAACCCGCCACUGGAGCCGGAUUCAAAGGGCACCUGCCCAAGGUGCUGAUGCCCAGCAUCAAGAUGCCCAAGGUGGACAUCAAGGCCCCCCAGGUGGACAUCAGAGGCGCCAAAGUGGACCUGAAGGGCAGCAAACGGGAGGUGACUGCCCCCAAAGUGGAGGUGUCUUUGCCCAGCGUGGAGAUGGACACUCAGGUGCCGGGUGCCAAGCUCGAGGGCGACGUGUCCCUGGGAGAUAAGGAGGUUGCCGCCAGAGACAGCAAGUUCAAAAUGCCCAAGUUCAAGAUGCCGUCCUUUGGCCUGUCGGCACCAGGCCAGCCCGUUGACACCUCGGCGGACGUGUCCCUGCCCAAGGUACAGGCCGACAUCAAGACCGGAGACCUCACCAUUGAGCUCCCAUCUGCCGAGCUGGAGGUCAAGACAGCCCAGGUGGGCGUGAAGCUCCCGGAGGGCCAAGUACCCGAGGGAGAGCUCCAGGAAUCCACCACUGGAGCUGGACUCAAAGGGCACCUGCCCAAGGUGCAGAUGCCCAGCAUCAAAAUGCCCAAGGUGGACACCAAGGCCCCCCAGCUGGACAUCAAGGGGCCCAAAAUGGACGCGAAGAGCGCCCAAGUGGAGGUGAGCACCCCCGGGGUGGAGGUGUCUCUGCCCAGUGCGCAGGUGGACGCCGAGCUGCCAGAUGCCAAGGUCGAGGGUGCCGUGUCCCUGGGAGACGAGGAGGUGGCCGCCAGAGACAGAAAGUUCAAAAUGCCCAAGUUCAAGAUGCCGUCCUUCGGCGUGUCGUCCUCAGGCAAGGAUCUGGGAACAUCCGCAGACGUGCUAGUGUGCAAGGUCGGAGGGAAGGCGACCCUGCCCUCCGUGGGAGGAGAGAUCACAGACCCUGAGGGCAGCGUCCAGCUGUCAUCUGCUGAUAUCCACCUGCCAGGGGGAGAGCUGGAGGUGGCCCUUCCUGAGGGAGAGGUGGCGGUGGCCGAGCUGAAGGGCAAAGCAGACGGGGCCAGGAUCAAGGGCCACCUGCCAAAGGCGCAGAUGCCCAGCAUCAAGAUGCCCAAGGUGGACAUCAAGGCCCCCCAGGUGGACAUCAAGGGCCCCAGCGUGGACCUGAAAGGCCUCCAGGGGGAGGGGAGCGCCCCCGGUGUGGAGGUGCCUCUGCGCAGCGUGGAGGUUGAUGCCCAGGUGUCGGGCGCCAAGCUGGAGGGCAACGUGUCCCUGAGAGACAAGGAGGUGGCCGCUAGAGAUAGCAAGUUCGGAAUGCCUAAAGUCAGCAUGUCCUUUUUCAGUCCGCCAUCCAGUAGGGCUUAUGUAAUUCAGGGACAUUUUGAAGAUGCUGAGGUGACUGUUUCUUCAGGUGACUUGGGUCCUGACAUCCCUGCAGGUGAACAUAGUGUUUCCAAAGUCAGUGUUGAUUCGAGCCUGUCACUUGGAAAAGGUGGAGAAAAAGGUAAACCCAAGAAAAGCCAUUUCAAGUUUCCCAAAGUCUUCUCUCAUCCUGAGAGAACGCUUGGAGGCGCUGUCGCACUGGAUACAGAAUCUGGGGUUCCUCUUCCCCAGAGUGUCUCGGCCACCCCCUCAGAGGUUGGUGGGGGCGGGUCAUGUGGGGAGCCUUCCCUGCAGGUGCCCAGACUAGCCUGGCCUGGUUUUCCUUUAGCCAAGCUUGAUCUCACUGGUCUUCAAAUGGAAACCUCUACCCUCACUCCGUGCGAGGGCGUCACACUUACAAAAUACCAGGUGACAGUCCCCCAAGCCGCCAUCCCUGUGGAGCUGCCUCAGGAAACCCUUUCUGGGUCCCAGGUCGACGCUCACCUUCCCAGCACAGAAAGCUCUGCAGACCCCCCUCGUGGUGAGCGAGUUCCAUUGUCCCAAACUGACCAUCACCCUGGCCCAGUGGAACCCCUGUUUCCUGCAUCUUAUGGGCAGGUGAGUUUUCCUAUAUUUCAUCGACCAAAGUUCGGGUUUUCAGUCCCAAUGGCAGCAGAGGCUGAGGUGGAGCCCCGUGCUGCGGAGCACGCCCCUGCCCUGUCUCCUCCUAGCCCUGCGUGGGGACUGGACUCCUCGGCCAAGGAAGCCACUGUGUUCCCUAUGCCAGGCACUCACCUGCCAUCCACAGGUGUCUCCAUGUCCAAGGGGCCAGAGGGACCCCAGGACACCAUGGAGGCGCCAGCAAUAGCCCCAGCUGAAGCCCCAGGUGAAGAAGCCGACCGUGAAGGCAAAAGCAGUUCUUUAAAAAGGCAGAAGUUCAAGCUUCCGUCCCUUAGGUGGUCCCCAAAGAAGGGGGCAGGGCCCAAAGGGGACCCUGGACAUAGCCUGGAAGACGCCAAGCUCAGCGUAGCCGUAGGCGUGGGCCCGACGGGUGUCCCGCCCGAGGUACAUGUUCCAGAAAUGGAAGUGCACGUGGAUGUGCCUCCUGGGAAGGACGGAGAGAAGGGAAGGGUCCAGACACCUUUUAAGGCUUCUAAGGGAGGGGCCGGCCUGCCACAAGGCGGCCCAGAUCCCUCUCUCUCUAGUUCCCCCACAGAGGGUGACCCUCACGCCACAGUGAGGGCCAGCGGUGAGGGUGUUGGGGGCAUUGGUGCAAUGGUGGGCCCCCCAACAGAAGCCCCCCUCCAGCCAUCCUGUAGGGCACCAGAUGGCACGGCAGAAAGGCCAGAAGGGGACGCCGCCGCGGGAGAAGUGCAGACGGGAUCGCAGGAGAGCUGGUUUAGAAUGCCCGCGCUCCGCCUGCCCGUCUUCCGGCGCUCUGCCAAGGAGAAAAGUGGGGCUGGGGGCCCGGGGGCGCAGACACCCGCACCUGCUGCCAGCACGCCAGCACCAGCCACAGUCAAGAGUCAGGGGGCCCACGUUUCUGGGUCAGAAGUGGAGCCUACGACGUCCUUGCAGUCCCCAGAGGCAGACGCAGACACGACGGCUGCGGAGAGCGCGUCCUACGCAGAUGUUCUAAGGCGAAAUCUUGACGAGAAAGGCUUGAAGCUGCACCUCCCUCCUGACGGCUCGUCCACCGCUGAGCUUUCCACUCCAGAGGCCACGGGCCGUCCCACUGAAGGCUCCCUCCCCCUUCAGGUGCUCAGCGGUGGGAGACUGUCAGAAACCCAAGCUGCUCUGGGAGAAGCGGGCAAGACUCCUCUCCCUGGGCCAGCAGGACCUGCCGGAGAGGGAGAGAGAACAGAGGACCGGUCUUCCUGUCCCGAAGGCCCUCUGAAACUGAAGGCCUCAAGUACUGACAUGCCAUCUCAGGUUUCCGUGGUCACCAUGGGUCAGCUCUGGGAAGACUCUGUGCUAACUGUCAAGUUCCCCAAGUUAGAGGUCCCGAGAUUCUCCUUCCCCACGCGUAGCUCUGAGGCCGACGUUUUUGUCCCCACCGUGAGAGCGGUGCAGUGCUCUGAGAGCAGCCUCGACAUCGCCCUGAGUCAGGAAAGCCCUGGAGUCUGGGGUGCGAGCAUCCUGAAGACAGGCGCUGGGGUCCCUGGGGAGCAGCCUGUGGCCCUUGACCCCUCCUUGGAAGCUUCCCCCAUUUCUAAGGUCAGAGUGCGCAUUCAAGGUGCUCAGGUUGGGAGCCAAGAGGUCACCAUCCACAGCAGGGUGACAGCAGAGUUUGCUGACCUCUCGGGACCUGAGGCUAUUUCCACUCAGAUUGUGCGGGAAUCGGAGAUCGCUGCGUCCGAGAUCCAACCGCCGCCUUACGGAUUUUCCUUGCUAAAGGGGAAGGGUCCAGAGCCCCCCACGCAGGCUGGGGUGCACACGCUAACUCAAGACUCUCAGCCGAGGGAGGAUCUGCAAGAGGCUCCCCAACAAGUCGCCCCAGGAGCAGACCCCAUUGCUGGAGACCUCCAGCCCGAUACUGGAGAACCAUUUGAAAUCAUCUCUUCCAGCGUCGGCGUGCCUGGACCACAAAUGUGUACGUUUGAAGUUCACUCUGGCCACCAGUUUGCAGACAGCUGUUCCGACGAGGAGCCUGCGGAAAUUCUCGAAUUUCCCCCUGAAGAUAGCCAAGAGGCAGCCGCAGAUGAAGACAGGGCUCUGAACGAGAAGCCCGAAAGUAAAAGAUCUUCUGGUCUGUUCAGGUUUUGGCUUCCAAAUAUCGGAUUUUCUUCUUCCGUCGACGAGACCAGCGCCGAAUCCAAAGGCGAAGUUCUGAAAUCUGCCCCCGUCCAGACGCAGCCCGAGGCUCGGCCGGAGGCAGAAACGCCUGAAAAACAGGAGAAGGCGGGCUGGUUUCGAUUUCCCAAAUUAGGGUUCUCCUCGUCUCCUACCAAGAAAAGCAAAACCUCUAAGGAUGAGGCAGGUCCGGCAGAGCAGAAAGUCCAGGAAGAAACAGUCACCUUUUUCGAUGCCCGAGAAAGCUUCUCCCCCGAGGAGGAGGACGGCAGACUGGCAGAGGCUGCGGGCGCCGGGCCAGGCUCCGGAGCGAUGGUGUCCUCGUCAGCAAGAACCGAGUUAAUCCUGCUGGAGCAGGACAAAGAAGCCAGCGACGAAUCCACACCCGGGCCCGCCACCAAAUGAGUCACACUGGAUGGUGUGACUUUUCGGCGGAGGACGUGUGCAAGCGAAGCUGGAGGCUGUGGCGGGCACGGGCACCCAUCCUGACAGCGCGUCCCCCUCAGUUCACAGAACUGAGAACUAACAGAGAUGCACGAGAACAACGUGCCACCGUCGCACAUCCUCCAAAGCCCUCCAGAAAAGUGCCCAGGUCCUCCCGAGCUUUGGAAGUGGAGGGGCCUCCUGACUCCCCACAAGAGUCCACACACGCUCUGGUGCUCUCGAGGCGCUGCUGGAGAAAGGUCUUCAUUUAAUACGUUUCAAAAGACCUGCCCCAGUGCCCAUGAGGACAGGCCUGUUUCUCUGAGCAAGGGGUUCUAACAGCCGCGGUGUGAGCAGUUUCCAUAUAACUCCUGUCCUGCUGCUGCUGCUUCCUGGCGAAGGUAGUUUCUGUGUUCCAGGCACAGUCCGGCGUGUUCCAGGAAGCCCCAUUCCCUGCUCACUUGUUUACUCCUUUUGACUGUCUCGCCAAGGCAAGCUUUGUGAUGCUUCGUGGACAAUGCGUGCGUGCUGGGCAGAAGGGUGGUAGCCGAUGGCUGCCUGGCAGCUGUGCCCCUGGCGGCUGUGGGCAGGGUGAGCCAGCAGAGGUCCCGACGUCCAGGAGUUGCCAUGAGACGUCUGUGCGUGUCCCCUUGCCUGCUGGCCUCUGACUGUGCCUCUCUCGUGGGCACAGCUCCUGCAUGGCCCCCGAGCCCCUUCCUGUGUACGCUGCAGCUGGACUGCGGAUGGAACCUACUGGGCUGUUCCCUGGAUGGGCAAUAAAGGAAAAUGGUGUCCACAGUACGGCUGCCGAGGGCUUGUGUUCUGGGGUGGAAACCCACCCCUGUCCUUGCAUUCCUCCCAGGUGCUCCCCGUCCUAGUCUCUGCUCAGUUGCUCUAGGAGACAGCCAAGGUGAAUCUUUGAGUGGUUGUCACUUACCUGUCUGUCCGUCCGGACCCUCCUCUGAGCCAGCAGCUGUGAGAGGCCAAGAGGGAGAAGGCACGGGCCCAGGAGUUUGCAGCGUGGCACGGGACACAGACACAACACUCCCAGCCCAGCUCGAAGGCGGCACAAGGACACGGUGCCAUGGGCAGAGCCCGGAAGCGCAGAGAGAGAGGUCCUUGGCAGGGGCGGUUGGCUGGGUCCUAAGCCUGAUAGGGCCCAUCUCAGAAGCUUCCUGCACCACAGCGGCCCUCCUUCCGAGCAGCCCACGGGAAAUAAACCCACCUGGGAUAGUGGAACGAG